AUUCAGUAGCGUGACAGUUCAUAAUCUUUGAUCAUUAUAUACUCCCCUGUGCCCGUCCCAUUCCCUAAUUUUCUCCAGACCUUCCUGUGUCUUAGCGAAAACUCCGGUUGGAGCGGAGUUUUGACCUACCGUAGGGAGCGACCGAGUCCUAAUUACGUCGGAAGUGUCGUGUGUUGCCACCCUAAUUUGAAUCCCACUCACUUCCAUCGUGGCGUUGACUGCAGCUAAUGCAGAUGCGCGCGGUGGCCGUGAUCCCACCACCAAUCCUGUCGACUUUGACCAACAAUAUGGCGGGUAAUGGCUCGUCCUCAGUUACGGCGCCAACUCCAACCACUAUAUCUACGACCACUAUAUUUAUUACCACUACAAUCCCAACAAGUACUAUUCCGCCUGACCCGGGUCUCACGUCCAGAGAUAAGGCGGUUAUCGCUGGAGCUUCCAUUGGCGCUUUCCUGGUGUGCCUGUGCAUAUUUUGGUUGUUUUGGUGGUUUUGUUCGGAGAAGAAUAGACCUCAGAACAACCCCCAGCGUCCAGCUCCCACCGGCAUUGUGGGCAUCACUGCUGCCGGCGCUACAUCAUCAACAACAGAGAAACGCUCUCUGGGAUCGCGUCUCUUUGCUAGAUCUUCAAAGGGAGACAAGAACGCGAAUGAAGGCGCGUCCAACCUUAGACCCGGACCCCAACCAUUCCAAGGAGACAGUGAAGAACAUUAUACUGCCUCAUUGGACGGCACCACGCCUCCUGCUGGCAUUCCAGUGGUUCGGCCUAGCUUCGCAGCACAGAGCGGUGGCUCUAGCUCAUCGCCUGGCCUGAAACUCGCAGGGAGGUUUAAACGAUCAUCGUCUGGUGGACCGGAGCUAAAGCCCGCGCCCUAUCAGUAUGGCGUCGUUGGAAGCGUGGGGUCAAGGAGAGGGAGUACAGUUAUGACGAUGGUUGGGCAGCAGCAGCAGCAGCGGCUGGGGAUGACUUCGGCACCAUCUUCGCCAACGUCUGCGGCAUUUAUCGUACCAACAGCAGCAGAAAUAGCGACAACGUCCAUGACCGUUCCCGUUUCGAUAUCGCCAAUUCCCGAACAGAACCUUUCACCUCCAUUGAAUCCUUUGGAACUUGAAUCCGAAAUUACCGAGGGGCUAGGUGCGCUGAUUGGUGGAUUGGAACCGUAUGUCUACGACGGUACGUACUGCUAAUGUAUCAGCUGACCCUUGCAAACUGACGUGAAUUGUUUAUCUCC
This is a messenger RNA of Cantharellus anzutake, 1231 nucleotides long. RefSeq lists its product as uncharacterized. The record is from RefSeq and is a predicted model, not a curated record. Bases 228 to 1187 code for a protein of 319 amino acids. NCBI's taxonomy places the organism in Eukaryota, Fungi, Basidiomycota, Agaricomycetes, Cantharellales, Hydnaceae. The transcript has a single exon.